CAAAGCUCAGACUUUUGGACACACAGGCAGGGACCUAAAAUGUUGUCCAGUCAAAUAGCAGUUACACUGUACUAAAAUUAACCAGUCAUCUGAGGCACUGUCAUGGCUGAGCAGGCCACACAGGGUGACCAUGAGGAAGGAGAGGAGCUGAUCCAAGACAAAAAUGCAAACACUCCUGGUGAUCAAACUGGAGACGCUGGCACUGUUUUGGAAUCCCCAGAUGUUGAUUCUAUUGAGGAUCAUCAUCCAACCCAACCUAAAGAAGAGUCAGAGUGUCCAGGCUGCCAGUCAUUGGGUGUGCUGAUAUUGCCCUGUGGCCACAAACUGUGUCCCACAUGCAUUGAGCUAAGUCAGGGAGAGCUGGGCCAGGCCGGCUGUACUGUCUGUUAUGGAUCACAGCUGAUGGAUUCAGUCCUCCACACUCUGCUCGAUGCCUUGUUCAAUGGCCAGCCAAGGAGACAUGGGAUCAGGCCUGGAGCUGAGGAGGAGAGCGUGACGGGAGCAGAGAGUGGAGGGAAAGCUUGGAGUGGAUAUAGGGUAGUGGAGAAAGAAGAGCUGUGUGUGCAGCAUAAUGACAUGCUCACUGUGUUCUGUCUGCAGGACGAACAGCUGCUCUGCCAACAGUGUCAGACAGAUGAGCAUGAAGAACACAAGUGCUGCUCCAUAGAGGAGGCUGUUCACAACUGUAAGACAGAACUGCAAUGUGCUAUCCAAAGACUCCAGGAGCAGCUAGAAAGGUUAACCUCCAUCAGACAAACCUGGGAGGAUACUGCUGCCCACAUCAAGAGCCAAUCUGUACAAACAGCCCAGAUCUUGAGGGAUGAGUUUGAAAAGAUGCACCAGUAUCUCCGAGAUGAGGAAGCUGCAAUGAUAUCACAGUUGAAACAGGAAGAGGAGGAUAAGAGUCGGAAGAUGAAGGAAAAGAUUGAUAGGAUCAGCAAUGACAUAGAAAUGCUAACCAACAGUAUCAGAGAGACAGAAGAUGCCAUGGACUUUGAUGACUUCCACUUUCUAAAGAAUUAUAAGAAGACAUCUGAUAGAGCUCAGUGCAGAGAAGAGGAGGCUGAGGAUGAAGCACAAGCUCUGCUUGAUGUGGCCAAACACCAGAGCUGUGUGCAGCACCGCGUCUGGGAAAAGAUGCUGAGGAUCAUCCAGUACUUUCCAGUGACCACAGACCCCAACACAGGCUCAGUGUGUUUAGGUGUGUCUCCUGACCUGUCCAGUGUGUAUGUGUGUGAGGAGCAGCCUCUUCCCAACAAUCCCGAGAGGUUUGUGAGCCCACAGAGCAUCUUGGGCUCAGAGGUCUUCAGCUCAGGGAGGCACAGCUGGGAGGUGGAGGUGGGAGACAACAGUCACUGGUCUCUUGGUGUAGCCAGUGAGACAAUCCACAGAAAGGACUGGUCCAACUCUGAUCUAAACCCAAGUCCUGCCUUAGACUCAGACACAGAGCCUAAUGGUGGCCCGUGGACUGUUUCCCUCUCCUCUGGGGAGUACCGGGCCUCUCCUGACCACAACACCCCCCUCAGACUGAGACGAAGGCCACGCAGAGUCAGAAUUCAACUGGACUGGGAGAGAGGGUGUCUGACUUUCUCUGACGCCAAUGACAACACCUUGAUCUAUCGUUUUAAAAAGCAGUGGAAUGGAAAUCUGAGACCCUACUUCUCGACUACAUGUCCUAAACACCUGAAAAUCGCCGCAGGGAGGGUGUCUGUUACAAUAGAAUAGGGUCAUCAUACCAAAGUACCAGUAUGAUUCUUGGACAAAUAAACAUAUGUCAAUCUAGCAGUCAGAUUUUAAAAUGAAAUUAGUUUUAAAAUUCUGUGUCCAGUACAGUCAUUUGUCCUAUUUAACCUAACUUACCACAAAAACUUGCAUUAGAGGGAAACUGCUCAGCAUAGUUCAAUCACAAGAAAAUCAUGCCUUCAAACAACUCCAAAGCUCUAUUAUUAAGUUUUUUGUCAAGGCUAUUACAACCUGGUUAGGGCCUGUGUGACAAAUAUUUCUCCAAAGAGUCAAAUUUAGUUGAUGAGUCCGCUAAUAUUAAGUUUUGUUUUUUGGGGGUUUGUUUUUUGUCAGCAAAUGCCACACAGCAAAACCAGCAAUGAAUGAACAAGUAUUGUGUAUGUACCAAAGCCUUUAUCUUACUCCUGUGUGCCAUAGAGCUCCAUUGUUUUCCAAGUGAGUCCCACAGUUGCACAGGGUGACAUGUUUCUUUAUUACCAUGAACACAAACAUCUGUUCCAAUCUAAUCCCACAUACACUGUUCAGCUGCUGGGAAUACUCACUAGAGCUCCACAUGUCUAUUAGUCCACCACUGAAAACCUUACCUAAUUAAAAUGAUAUUUCUUCCUGUCUGAGUAACCUUUGUGAAAAUGUUUGUUAUUCAGGUGUUUUAUUCUUUUUGCUAUAUCAGUCCUAAAUAAAGCACCUUGUUGAACACUGUA
Molecule: messenger RNA, 2444 nt
Organism: Lates calcarifer (barramundi perch)
Lineage: Eukaryota; Metazoa; Chordata; Actinopteri; Centropomidae
Product: E3 ubiquitin-protein ligase TRIM35-like
Molecular function (GO): zinc ion binding; protein binding
Source: RefSeq, a predicted model, not a curated record